CAAGCGCCGGACACCAUGAAGAGCCUCAAGUCCCGCUUGAAGAAGCAAGAGGCGUCUGCUCUGUUCCCUGCCAGCGGGGCAACCGGUCCGCAAACAGAUUGGAACAAAUAUGAUGACAGACUAAUGAAAGCAGCUGAAAGGGGAGAUGUAGAAAAAUUGUCCAGCAUCCUUGCUAAAAAGGGAAUCAAUCCUAGUAAAUUAGAUGUGGAAGGCAGAUCUGCAUUCCAUGUUGUUGCAUCAAAGGGAAAUUUGGAGUGUUUGAAUGCUAUACUUGUACAUGGAGUUGACAUUACUGCCAGUGAUAUUGCAGGGAGAAGUGCCCUUCACCUUGCUGCGAAAUAUGGACAUGCUUUGUGCUUACAAAAGCUUUUACAGUACAACUGCCCCACUGAACAUGCAGACCUGCAGGGUAGGACUGCACUUCAUGAUGCAGCGAUGGCAGAUUGUACUUCUAGCAUACAACUGCUUUGUGACCAUGGAGCCUCAGUAAAUGCCAAAGAUAUGGAUGGGCGUACACCACUGGUACUGGCCACUCAGAUGUGUAGACCAUUAAUAUGCCAACUUCUGAUUGAUCGGGGUGCAGAUGUUAAUGCCAGAGACAAACAAAGCAGGACUGCACUUAUGUUAGGUUGUGAGUAUGGUUGUAAGGAUGCUGUGGACGUUUUAAUUAAAAAUGGUGCAGAUGCCAGCUUGUUAGAUGCUCUAGGCCAUGAUACUUCUUACUAUGCAAGAAUUGGUGAUAAUCUGGACAUUCUAUCCUUAAUGAAGACUUCAGCUGAAAAUGCAAACAAAGGGAGAGAACCUUUGAAGAAAGGACUGUCUUUCCAGCAGGUAUCUUAUGUUCCACCAACACGAAAUCUGUUGCAUAUGCAAGAUGAUGUAAAUAUGAGAUCAUAUCAAUGGGAGCAGAAAAAUGUUCAGGAUCUAGAGGCUGAAAAUGAAGAUUUGAAAGAGAAAUUGAGAACUAUUCAACAAGAACAAAGAAUAUUAAUCGAUAAAGUCAAUGGAUUGCAACUUCAAUUAAAUGAGGAAGUAAUGGUUGCCGAUGAUCUUGAAAAUGAGAAAGAAAAACUGAGAUCCCUUUUGACAGUCAAGGAAAAACAGCAUGAAGAAAGCUUACGGACUAUUGAAGCUCUGAAAAACAGAUUCAAAUAUUAUGAGGGUGACUUUGUGGGAGCAGGAAGUCACUUCAAUGGUAGAAAAGAAGAUGUGCUUCUUAAGCAGACUCAGAUUUUUGUUUCAGAAUCACAGUAUACUUCUUCAGGUAUUCCAGUACCAGCCCACAUACAAACAAGAUCAAUGCUAAGACCAUUGGAACUGUCCUUACCCAAUCAAACUGCUAUUUCUGAAAAUGAGAUUUUAAAGAAAGAGCUGGACACUAUGAGAACCUUUUGUGAUUCAGCUAAACAGGAGAAAAUUAAACUCCAAAAUGAACUGGCCCACAAAGUGGCAGAAUACAAAGCUUUGGCAUUAGAAUGUGAAAGAGUCAAGGAGGAUUCUGAUGAACAGAUAAAGCAAUUAGAAGAUGCUUUGAAAGAUGUGCAAAAGAGAAUGUAUGAGUCAGAAGGUAAAGUAAAGCAAAUGCAAACUCAUUUUCUUGCUCUGAAGGAGCACUUGACAAAUGAAGCGGCUUCAGGAAAUAACAGAUUAACAGAAUUAAGGGAUCAGUUGAAAGACAUGAAAGCAAAGUAUGAAGGAGCUUCUGCUGAAGUAGGAAGGUUAAAGAACCAAAUCAAACAAAAUGAAAUGUUAGUAGAGGAGUUUAAAAGGGAUGAAGGGAGGCUAGUAGAAGAAAAUAAACGAUUACAGAAAGAAUUUAGCAUGUCUGAAAUAGAGCGAGAGAAGAGAGGGAAAAAAGCUUUGGAGAUGGAAGGCCAGCUAAAAGAAUUAGCAACAAAGUUGGCCCUCUCUAUCCCUGCUGAAAAAUUUGACAACAUGAAGAACUUGUUAUCAAAUGAAGUGAAUGAGAAAGCAAAACUGUUUGUGGAGAUGGAAAAAGAAUAUGAAAAAUCACAGACUGAACUCAGACAGUUAAAGAGAGAACUUGAGAACUAUAAAGCUAAGCUUUCUCAUUACAUAAGGCCAGAAGAACAUGAAGAACUUAAGGACAAAUUUGAACACAAGUCAGGUGAACUGGGAAAGAAAAUCACUGAAUUAACUUUGAAGAAUCAGGCAUUACAGAAAGAACUCGAGAAGGUUUGUGCAGAUAACAAGCUACUAAACCAACAGUUGCAGAACUUAGCAAUUGAUAUGAAAACUCAUUAUAUUCCUUUAAAGUUGAAUGAAGAAAUGAAAAAGUCAUAUAGUUUGACUAUUGAUGAUUUGAACAAAAAACUAAUGGAUUUAACACAAAAGUAUAAGGAAAAAGACAUGGAAAAUGAGAAACUGAUGAUAGAAAAAACCAAUUUAAGCAAGAAUGUUUGUCAUCUUGAAGCUACAUAUAUCCCUCUAGAAAACCAUGAAAAAGAGAUAAUAUCUCUAAAAUCUAAUAUCAGUGAACUUAAAAAAGAACUUUCAGAACUUAAUAAAAUAAAUGGUGGUAGGGAAGAAAAGUUGCAUGUAAUAAUAUCCGAGAAUGAAAAACUGAAAAGGACAAUAAAUGAACAGUACAUGCCUGUUACAACUCAUGAAGAAAUUAAAGCAGUGCUAAAUAACACAUUGGAUAAAACUAACAGAGAAUUGACAGAUGUAAAAAGAAAACUUGAAGAUAUAAAAAAAGAAUUUGUACAAGUAAGAGAUGAGAAUGGAGUAUUAAAAAAAAAGCUAGAGGAUUCUAAGAACCAAAUGGAAGCUGAGUAUAUCAGCAUAAAAGAACAUGAAGAUAAAAUGAAUGCUAUCAACAAAAGCCUGAAAGAAACACAGGAAAAUAAUGCUGAAGUACUUGCUAAGUAUAAUAAGGGUGAAAAAGAGAUUUUAACUUUGCUUGCUGAGAUUGAAGCCCAGAAAAAGGAACUUGAUACAAUACAAGAAUGCAUUAAGCUAAAGUAUGCUCCACUUGUUAGUUUUGAAGAACGAGAGAAAACCUUUAAAGCCACUGUGAAAGAACUCAAGGAUCAGUUGUUAACACAGACACAAAGAUGCAGAUUAGGGGAAGAGGAGGCUCGUAAAUGUCAGCAGGAGAAUGAAAAGUUAAAGAAUGAGGUUCUCAUGAUUCAGAAAGAUUUGAAGAAUAAGGAUAUUCUUAUUGAGAAUUCCCGUGAAUUGGAGAAAAUAUUGAAACAAAAAACAGAAGAACUUAACAAACAGCUAAAGAAUUUGUCAGAAAAAUACACAGAGAUAAUAAAUGAAAAAGUGAAACUCCUGGAAGAAAAUGCCAAACAGAACUCUGAAGUACUUGCAACACAAGCACUUUUGCAGAAAUAUGUUCCCCUGGGGCAGGUUGAAGCACUGAAAAACUCUCUUAAUGGCACAAUUGAGGCUCUGAGAGAAGAACUCAGGGACAAGCAGAGGCAUCAUGAGGAAGCUCAACGGGCAGCAACUGAAUGGCAGCAAAUGUUAGAGAAUCAAAAGCAUUCUUCUGUGCCCCUGGUAGAACAUGAGCAGAUAAAGGAAACAUUGGAGAAAGAAGCUGGGUUCAUGAAAGCCAAAUUGAGUGAAAAGGAAGAAGAAAGUCAAGCCAAAACAGAAAAGAUCUCUAGACUCCAAGAUGAGAUUCAUAAUUUGAAACAAGCUUUUAAGAAAUUAGAGUCUAGAGGGGUUAUUGAUUUAUCUGAAUAUAACACAGUGAAAAGUGCCUUAGAGGCACAAAUUACCAACAUAACAGAAAAUUUCACUGCUUUGAAUAAAAAGUAUGAGGAAGUAUGUGAAGAAGCUGCGCGUGCUAAAAAGGCAGAACUGUCUGCAAAAGAUGAAAAAGAAUUGAUACAAUCAAGGAGCUUAAGCAUUGAACAAGAAAUUAAGGAUCAAAAAGAGAGAUGUGACAAAUCUUUAACAACAAUUACUGAUUUACAAAGAAGAAUGCAAGAGUCUGGCAAACAAAUAGAAGCAAAAGACAAUAAGAUAACAGAACUGCUUAAUGAUGUGGAACGACUAAAACAGGCCCUGAAUAGCCUCUCACAACUUACAAACCAACAAGUGGAAACACUUCAGCACCAGGUGAAAUCUCUACAACAGCAGCUGGUUGAUGCUGACAGACAGCACCAAGAAGUGAUUGCAAUAUAUCGGACACAUCUUCUUAGUGCUGCACAGGGUCACAUGGAUGAAGAUGUUCAAGCUGCCUUACUCCAGAUCAUCCGCAUGAGGCAGGGACUUGUUUGCUAGAGCACUUAGUCCUGGUGUCUGGAGCUUGUGACUGUGUUUGUAUUAACCUCCACAGUUUUCCCUUCUUACUAUGGAUUUUAUU
Molecule: messenger RNA, 4342 nt
Organism: Gracilinanus agilis (Agile Gracile Mouse Opossum)
Lineage: Eukaryota; Metazoa; Chordata; Mammalia; Didelphimorphia; Didelphidae
Gene: UACA
Product: uveal autoantigen with coiled-coil domains and ankyrin repeats
Exons: 19
Coding region: 16-4260 (1414 amino acids)
Molecular function (GO): actin binding
Source: RefSeq, a predicted model, not a curated record